ACAUCCACUCAACUUAUAAACGUACAGCUCAUUGAGAAAGAACUUAAGCUCAUUUGUUCGUCGGUUUUGAGUAUUUUAUAUUUUUCGAGUUUCGUUAGGUGUUUUUUUUGUUUGUUGUUUUUGAGUAUUUUAUAUCUUUCGAGUUUUGUUAGACAUAUUUGUCUGUCUAUUUGAGUAUUUUAUAUUUUUCGAGUUUUGUUAAGAUGGAGAGACUAUCGUCUUUACUUCAAAUUCAGCCCCCGACUUACGGGAACCUGAUCACGGUUCUGAGUAUCGAUGGAGGUGGUAUUCGAGGCCUUAUUCCUGCCACCAUUCUGGAGUUUCUCGAAGCCCAGCUUCAGGAGAUAGAUGGUAAAGACGCGAGACUUGCAGAUUACUUUGAUGUUAUUGGAGGCACGAGCACUGGUGGACUCGUGACAGCCAUGAUCACGGCUCCAGAUGAAAACAGGCGCCCUCUUUUUGCUGCCAAAGAUAUCAAGCCUUUUUAUCUGGACAACUGCCCGAAGAUCUUCCCGCAGAGAAGUAUCGGAGGCAUAUUUGGUUUGCUUAGGAGCAUAUUCAAACUAUUCCGGGGUCCUAAGUAUGAUGGAAAGUACCUUCAUGGCGUUGUGAGAGAGAAGCUAAGAGAAACUAAGCUGCAUCAGACCUUAACCAAUGUGGUUAUUCCAACUUUCGAUAUCAAGCGCCUGCAGCCAACAAUCUUUUCGACUUAUGAGGCCAAGAAGAACCCGUGUUUUGAUGCACGACUAUCUGAUAUAUGCAUUAGCACCUCUGCUGCUCCGACAUACCUUCCUGCAUAUAGGUUCAGUAACCACGAUAGUGAAGGGAAUGCUCGUGAAUUCAAUCUUAUAGACGGCGGUGUUGCAGCCAACAAUCCGACACUGGUGGCCAUGACAGAAGUGACGAAACAGAUAUUCGAUGGCAACCCCGACUUCUUCCCAAUUAAGCCUGUGGACUAUCGAAGAUUUCUGAUCAUUUCAGUAGGCACAGGCACCGCAAAGAUGGAAGAGAAAUAUGAUGCAGACUCUGCAGCCAAAUGGGGAGUCUUGGGAUGGUUGCUUCAUCGCGGCUCAACUCCAUUAGUCGACGUUUUCACUCAAGCCAGUGGAGAUAUGGUUGAUUACCAUCUUUCGGUAGUUACUCAAGCCCUUCACUGUGAACAAAACUAUCUGCGGAUUCAGGAGGACACGUUAACAGGGAUAGACUCAUCAGUAGAUAUAUCUACGAAAGAGAAUUUGGAGAAGCUGGUCGAAAUAGGGGAGACUCUGCUGAAGAAGCCAGUUUCAAGAAUCAAUUUGGAUAACGGGGCCUAUGAACGCGUAGAAGAUGGUGGAACCAAUGAAGAUGAAUUGAAAAAGUUUGCGAAAUUGCUGUCACAGGAAAGGAGCCUGAGAGAGCUGAGAUCUCCGCACACCAACAAAGCUUUGAAGUCCCAGGCCCAGGGUCAGGAAAUCAUAAUCAACUAGCUAGAGCAAGCUUGCCAGUGCCACCACUCUGCAAUUACGCCAUCACGUAUGGAUUAAUAUGUAACUUGUUUUUGAUUAUUUUGUUAUAGUUUUAUUAACAAUGAACUUGAUUAUUCAUUCAGACGAAUUGUGUAAAAUUUAUAGCUUAAGUUAUGAUUAUAGAUCUCAGAUUUAUGUAUUUUUUAUUUUUAAAUUGAUGAUCCAGAAGUGGCUUUAUUUGUUAGUGCAA
This is a messenger RNA of Daucus carota subsp. sativus, 1695 nucleotides long. RefSeq names its product patatin-like protein 2. Gene Ontology annotation, molecular function: glycerophospholipase activity; monoacylglycerol lipase activity. The coding region runs from base 204 to 1466 and encodes 420 amino acids. NCBI's taxonomy places the organism in Eukaryota, Viridiplantae, Streptophyta, Magnoliopsida, Apiales, Apiaceae. The record is from RefSeq and is a predicted model, not a curated record. The transcript has 6 exons. Gene Ontology annotation, biological process: lipid metabolic process.